Messenger RNA from Penicillium brevicompactum, 207 nucleotides. RefSeq lists its product as uncharacterized. NCBI's taxonomy places the organism in Eukaryota, Fungi, Ascomycota, Eurotiomycetes, Eurotiales, Aspergillaceae. The coding region runs from base 1 to 207 and encodes 68 amino acids. The record is from RefSeq and is a predicted model, not a curated record. The transcript has 2 exons.
AUGGAGAGGUGCUUGGACAGAACCAAUUUGGCUUUGCAACCGGCCAAUAUAUUCACUUCACUUGCGCCAGAUCGUUUGAACGCUGCUUUCCAAACCAUUCCCGAGAUUCAGCAGACAAAACCUGAUCAAGUCGUCGCCUUGGAGAUGAUACAUGUCAAGUCAUUCGAAGAAGCAUACAAGUUGAAGAAAAUUGGUAAGUCCUUGUAA